Kwoniella botswanensis is the source of this 795-nucleotide messenger RNA. RefSeq lists its product as uncharacterized. The transcript has 6 exons. Gene Ontology annotation, molecular function: metallopeptidase activity; zinc ion binding; integrin binding. Bases 1 to 795 code for a protein of 264 amino acids. The record is from RefSeq and is a predicted model, not a curated record. Gene Ontology annotation, cellular component: cell surface; extracellular region; fungal-type cell wall. NCBI's taxonomy places the organism in Eukaryota, Fungi, Basidiomycota, Tremellomycetes, Tremellales, Cryptococcaceae.
AUGUUCAAGCUCACAUCCGUUCUUGUCCUUACUCUUCCUCUCCUCGCCAGCGCUUCCCCUGUGGUUAGAAGCUCAUCUUCUGAGGAGUCCACCGACGAAGUCCUGUCAGCUUUUGAACCUAAUACUACAGCCUGGUCAGCUGGCGCUUCCGACUCCUACUCUGUCUGGGGGAACUCGUGUAAUACCACUCAGCUCGAGCUGAUCGGUGAAGGACUCGCUCAAACCAUGAAGCUGGUUGACCAUGGUAGAGAUCACUUGAGAAGAUUCGGUAAUGAUAGCUACUUCCAGAGAUGGUUCGGCAAUGACAACAACCCUAACAUUCUCGAAGGUUUAUUCGAUAGAAUCGUCAGCGGUGAUAAAGGCAACGUCUCAUUCACUUGUGACGAUAUCGACAGCACUUGUGAUGGUAAAUACGGUGUAAUCCCAGGUUACUUCAGUUCAUCUACCCCAGAACUGACGGUUGUGUGUCCCACCUACUACCUCUCCAAAGGCCCUUUGGAUGAAUUGUGUACUGCUGGGAAGACUAUCGCUUCUCAAGGAUCGGAGUCCACUGAUGGAUCAUGGUUCCUUCACCGACUCUUGCAUCUUCCCCAAACGACCGGCGGUGGUCUUAAGGAUGUCGUCGACUCAGCUCACGACGCUGUUGAUCUUGCUCAAGGUGUCAACGCUACGCAAUCUAUCAAAAACAUCCACUCGAUCCAAUACUACGCUCUGAACGUCUACGCCUCUGAUAUUCUCUUGCCCGGGGAGGGCUGUCUUGGUGAUACUUCCGUUCCAGUCGAAUCUGCGGAGUAA